CUCUCAGUUAAACUUCACAUUAGUACUAUGGAGAAUCCUGAAGGAAGGAGAGAUAUAGCCAUAACCGAUGGAGUGAGGCCGACUAGUUCCUCGGUUGUGGAAGCAACGGUAGCAGCAGUGGCAGUGGUCGGGCCGCUCUUUGGUCUGAUGAGUUUUAGCCUCGUAGCGACGGUAACUCUGUUUCUGAUCGUUUCUCCACUGAUGCUGAUAUUUGCUCCGGUUUUCGCUGGGACGGUGGCGAUUCUUGUGGCGGCAAUGGUUGGUGUUGGGGUGGCUGCAGCCUUAUGGUUGGUGGGAAUAGCCUCUCUGGUUUGUUGUGCGAAAGAGAUUGGUGUUGGAACCGGAGUUGCUGAGAGGAUGGUUGAGUCGGUGGUGAGAGAGUUAGGUUAUGGUCGAAGUCGUUACCUCCGAGAGAAGUCAGAUUCUUCUUCUUCUCGGGCUUACUCUUCUGACUAGUUCAAACUUGGAAAAGGCAUCUUUCCUAUUCAUGGGAAUUUCAAGUGAAUAAAGAGAAUCCUUAGAAUGAUAUGGCUCUGAUAAGAAAACAAAAUUAAGUCGAAUUUUUAGAGAGAUACAAUUUGUAAAAUCCUCCCAAGAAAAUUUUGUAAUGCUAUAUCAUUUUUUCUUUUU
Molecule: messenger RNA, 630 nt
Organism: Camelina sativa (false flax)
Lineage: Eukaryota; Viridiplantae; Streptophyta; Magnoliopsida; Brassicales; Brassicaceae
Biological process (GO): lipid storage
Cellular component (GO): membrane; monolayer-surrounded lipid storage body
Source: RefSeq, a predicted model, not a curated record